AUUUGGUUGUAUUAAGAUCCAAGCAGAUUACAAGUUGUGGAAAGCAUGUUAAAGUUAUUAGAAAAAUAAGCUAAUUUUUUGUUAUUAAAUACUCAAGAUCUAUCGACAUUAAUAUGAUGGAGGUAACUAAAGCUCUGUCGAAAGGUUCAAUAAAGUUUUACACUUCGAACCCAUUAAUGGAUUUUCAAAGUUCUGAAAAACGAAGAUCUCGUGACCAAAGUCGUUUGUCGGCGCAUUCCCAAGGUCAAACAAGCUCUAGAAUGAGUCGGCUUGGUUCUACGGUUUCGAGUUUAGGCCAAAUGCGGAAUAUUGAAAACUGGAUAAACGAAAAAUCACUGAAAAGAAUCCAAGAGAAUCACAGCAUUGAGAGCCUUGAAUCUCGACAGUUAUACAUGACGGUCCUAAAAAACGAAGAAAAUUUUGUACAUGGCAUUGAUGAAUUUCUACAAGAAAACGAGUUGCUGAAUUUACGCAGGAGAGAACUUUUAUAUAAAGAAUGGCAUGAGAAUGUUUACGAGCCCACACGUCGUAAAAUUCAAAAUAAAAUUGAAACGGAAUACCCAAUACUUGAUGAGAAAAAACGUGAAGAAUAUGUAAAAUAUUUGAAAUAUAAGAAUAAGAAAGGCGAUGUGUUUUUAGACGUUAUGUCGAGAGAAGAAUACGAUCCAAUGUGUCUUCUACACCCUGACAGUCCGACUCUGCUAAAAGUACAAACGCCGAGACUCCAAGAUCCGUUAUUAGCUCAAGAAAGGCAAAGAAUUGAUGAAGAACGCACUAUAUCCCGCUGCGAAACUGGAGAAAUCCUCUCAGAUGAUGCUAUCAGACAUCGCUGGCUCCCUGCUCUACCACUUCGGCCACUAGGGCGCCAUGGUACAACUUGUCAAACGUGGCUUGAAAUGCCGCUGCGUCAUAUGGAAAGCCCGAUUCAUGUUCGAAGUUGCAAACGUAUGAAAAGAUUAUCAAAUGCUUCUACGAUAAAUUUCGACGAAAUCGGAAACACAAGUGACAACAGAAAACUCCUACCACUGCUAAACACAACUCCAAUCACCACAGAAAAUGUGAUCGAAAGCCCUGGAAAAUCUCCAAAGCAAGUAACAUUCACACUGCCUUCUCCAACAGAAGUUACCACCUAUGAACUAAAUAAAGACGAGAAUAGCCAAGCAGAUGAAAUACAAGAAUAAUUAGGAAAUAGAAAUUAGAAUAUACUUACCAUUUAGAAUCUACCAUCUUAGACUCGAAAUAUAUUAAUCAUGUUUCAAUAUUCCCACAACAAACUUGGCUUGGUUUCGUAUUUGGUGACUAUAAUGCUUUAUAAAAUAUA
Styela clava is the source of this 1321-nucleotide messenger RNA. Lineage: Eukaryota; Metazoa; Chordata; Ascidiacea; Stolidobranchia; Styelidae. The record is from RefSeq and is a predicted model, not a curated record.